AUGAAGAACCAAGGAGAUGCCAUCAAGAAGCUUGAAUCCCAAGUAGGAUUUCUUUCUCAACAAAUAUCUAAAUCCACUGACAGUUUUUCAAGUGACACUGAGAAGAACCUGAGAGGAGAAAUAAAGAAUGUGAGAUGGGAAGAAUGCAAGGCAACUACUCUAAGAAAUGAGGAGACUUUGGAGGGAGAAAUCAGCAAGCCAAUAGAGCACAACCAAGGGGUUCUAAAGGAGAAGUUGGAAGGGAUAGAACAAGGAAUUGACCCUGCACAAAGGAAGGAGCCAAAGGAGGAGGAAAACUUGAAAUCUUAUGUACCAAAAGUACCAUUCCCUCAGAGACUCAGGGGUGGUGAGAAAGAGAAGACGUAUUCCAGGUUCUUGGAUAUAUUCAAGUCCCUUCAUAUCAAUAUUCCAUUCAUUGAAGCCCUCCAACAAAUGCCUUCAUAUAUCAAAUGCAUGAAGGAGUUGCUAAUAGAGAAGAGUACCUUGAAGGGUGGGCAAACAGUAGUGAUAACCAAAGAAAGCAGUUCUCUCAUCCAGAAGGACUUGCCUACAAAGAAGAAGGAUCCAGGAAGUUUUCACAUCCCUUGUGCUAUAGGGGAUACCAUGAUUGACAAAGGGUUUUAUGAUCUUGGAGUGAGCAUAAAUCUAAUGCAUCUGUCUCUCAUGAGGAAGCUGCAAAUUAAUGAGUUGAAAUCCACAAAUGUAAUCCUUCAACUGGCUGACAAAACCCAGAAACAAUCACUAGGAGUAGUUGAAAAUGUGCUGGCCCUCACAUGA
Arachis ipaensis is the source of this 777-nucleotide messenger RNA. RefSeq lists its product as uncharacterized. Lineage: Eukaryota; Viridiplantae; Streptophyta; Magnoliopsida; Fabales; Fabaceae. The record is from RefSeq and is a predicted model, not a curated record.